Phaedon cochleariae (mustard beetle) is the source of this 528-nucleotide messenger RNA. The record is from the annotation of a GenBank genome assembly. Lineage: Eukaryota; Metazoa; Arthropoda; Insecta; Coleoptera; Chrysomelidae.
AUGUUCCUUAUCGGCAUUAAUGGCGAUUUAGAAGGUAGCAAGAGCGGUAACUUGGUUAGGAUCGUCCAGACGAACGAUCGUACUCCAGUUAUAGUUACGGUUAGCGGUAACUCGCAGAUCGGAUCGUCAAUAUCGUUAGAAUGUUCAAUAUCAUCUACUGAACCAGACACUACAACUCUGAAUUUCUUCGACACGGAGCAGAAACAUGACUCAAACCCAGUCAAAAUGUUCCUUAUCGGUAAUAAUGGCGAUUUGGAAGGUAGCAAGAGCGGUAACUUGGUAACGAUCGUCCAGACGAACGACCGUACCGGUUAUAGUUACGGAUCGUCAAUAUCGUUAGAAUGUUCAAUAUCAUCUACUGAACCAGACACUACAACUCUGAAUUUCUUCGACACGGAGCAGAAACAUGACUCAAACCCAGUCAAAAUGUUCCUUAUCGGUAAUAAUGGCGAUUUGGAAGGUAGCAAGAGCGGUAACUUGGUAACGAUCGUCCAGACGAACGACCGUACCGGUUAUAGUUACGGUUAG